Haplochromis burtoni (Burton's mouthbrooder) is the source of this 1835-nucleotide messenger RNA. Its product is annotated as paraneoplastic antigen Ma3 homolog. The record is from RefSeq and is a predicted model, not a curated record. Lineage: Eukaryota; Metazoa; Chordata; Actinopteri; Cichliformes; Cichlidae. The coding region runs from base 195 to 1826 and encodes 543 amino acids. Gene Ontology annotation, molecular function: nucleic acid binding; zinc ion binding. The transcript has a single exon.
GCUAUUGGCCCAUUCUCUCCAUCUUACUUUAAUUUCCCCUACCCUAUCCUGUACUUGGCUACAGAAAGUGGCGAGCCAGCCAGGAGGGUUUGCCGAGUUGUUAGUCCACCCAAAAUUUAAUAAAACAAUUAAGAGUGCCUGGAGCUUCACAGUGACUUGUAUUUUUUCUAUUGGCACUUUUACGUGUCCAAACCAUGGAAGUUGUGAAAACAGAGAAUGUUAAAGUUCAAAAUGCUGUCUUGGUCAGUGGUUUAACUAACACAGACAUUGAUAAAGAAAUAAUUGAGUUCUUAGAAGCUUUCGGUCCUGUCAGUAGGCAGAUUAAGCUACCAACUGGUGGUCAGAUUAUUGUGGAAUUUCAACAUGAGGCUACUGCUAAAGAACUAGAGAAAAGAUAUUUGCCUUAUGACAGACCUUGCACUGUGAAACCUGAAGUUGUCUAUCACAUUCGAGACCUAGCCAGUGCGUAUAGCAUUGAAACCAGCGCAUCAGCUACUGUAACUUACCUGUCACAGCUCAAAGAUGUGGCAGCACGAAGCAACCGAUCGUUUAAAGACCUUUUGAUGGAUGAACUAGCUAAAAUUGGGGAGUCAUUGGGAGGGGAUGUUCACACAGUUGAGCCUUCCACUGAACAAGAGCAAGUGCCCUACAGUGAUGAGGCCCUACCUUCUCCCCCUUUAACACCCAAUAGCAACCAUGUAAGUGCCUUGAAUACUCACCCACCGGCAGAGGCUGAGAAACAAACCCCUCAGAUUCCCACCAACCUUUUAAGCACACCUGAAGUGCAGCGGGUUAUUGUAGAGCAUAUUGUUAAAAGCAGUGAAGUUAUUCCCCCACCAAACUCGCAAUACAGACUGAAACCUUUUUCAGGGAGAGUUCCACAUCCUCCUUUCGAAACUGACUAUGACACUUGGCGCAGCAGCGUAGAGUUUUGCUUGACUGAUCCCUCGCUCACCGAAACUCAAGUUGUGCGAAAGAUUGUUGAAAGUCUUUCACCCCCUGCAGCGGACCUGGUGAAAGCUCUUGGUCCAAAAGCAAACCCCAAAACUUACCUUGAACAUCUUGAUUCUGCCUAUGCAACUGUAGAGGACGGUGACGAACUCUUUGCUCGCUUCUUAAACACCAAUCAAAAUGGAGGUGAAAAACCCUCACAUUACCUGCAAAGAUUGCACACAGUGUUAAACCUAGUCAUAAAAAGAGACGGAAUUGCUUCUAGUGACAUCAAUAAACAGCUCCUGAGACAGUUUUGUAGAGGGUGUUGGGACAGCUCAUUGAUUGCAAACCUUCAACUUGAACAAAAGAAAGACGACCCACCUCAUUUUGCAGAGCUACUCCUCCACCUACGCACCGAGGAGGACAAACAGGCAAGUAAAGCAACCCGCAUGAAACAACAUUUGGGGAUCCAAAAGACUCGUGUUUAUUCUAACGUGCAAACCACACGCUCUCAAGGUAGGAACGAUUAUGAGCAUGAAAUGGACAGCAAUUCGUCUGACCUCCAGAAGCAAAUUGCUGACCUUAGGUCUCAAAUCGCACAGCUCAGAGCUGAUAAAACAGAGAAAAGAUCGCAGAAACUUCAAAGGGAAGCAAAAAGGAACACAAGUACCAAAACUCAGAACAAGCCGGGACAGGUACCACAAAUUGCUGCAGUGUCAGCCAAACCCAAACCUGGAUACUGUUUCAAGUGUGGAGAAGAUGGUCAUAUCGCUUCCAGCUGUAGUAAUGAUCCCAACCCAGCAUUAGUAGCAGCUAAAAGGAAUGCCCUCAGACAGAAGCAGCGAGAAUGGGAAAUAUCCAGACCAGUUGAUGAGUCAUUUAAUUUAAACUAGAAGGAGCCC